AUGCCCAAACGCAAACCAGUCGAGUCAGACUCCCCCACAGAGGAGGAUGAGGAAGAGAUGAUCUUCUCGGAUGGCGAGUCUACAAGCACAGCACUGAAGCGCACUCGAAAGGUCUCGACAAAACAACAAGCUAUCAACAACGAAAAGGCUGCAAAGGCAAAUGUUGAGCUCGAGAAAUACAAGAAGCUUUAUCACGCUGCAAGUAAGAAGCUUAAAAAGCAGCGGAAGGCGAAACAAGAUGAUGCAGAUGCCAUAGACGAUGAUCCAGACCGUCUCCCUCCCGAGUCUGAGGAAGAAGACGAGCCUCCGGCUAUUAGUUUGAGAGCAUCGAUACGAAGGCAAGCCUCCACCCCCACACGAACCGCUGUCACCCCACGAAUCCGGCGCCGUGAAGGUACCGGUGUAGUCACAGGCAAUGCCACUCCGCAGACGAUGCAGUCCACACUCCAGGAGAGUUCUCUGUCCACAGAACCUGCGGAGCUGUUUGCUCUGCCUUCUUUGACGUCCUCCGAGUCAGCGGAACCGGCGUCUUUGUCCCGCAUCAGUUCUAUACAGGGCCAAUCACUGACUUCAAUGGCCAUCGGGGGACGUGAGGGUUCCUCCGAGGUCGAUACUGUAGAGCCCGCAGAUACUACACCUGCGGACGGUUCUUCUCUAAUUCUUGCACCAUUUCGGCCUGGCAUUGUCCUAGGAUCUCGACCUAACGCUAGCGACUACACGGACGAGGUCAAAGACCUCUUGCAGGAGUCUAUAACUCGCUACUAUUACUUGUACAUCUGCACUGAGAAUGCUUUCCCUGACUCUGUCGAACAGCGCACUUUUGCUAAGAGGGCAUGGAAAGCUGCAUGUGCUGCACGCAAGGUUCCGGUACCCUGGGCUUUGUCCGAUCGCAUGAUACGCUUGAUCGGAGGCCGGAAGUCCAAUAUUCACGGUGACAUUUCAGAUGCUAUUCGUGAUCGCACUGCGGUUGCAUAUGGCAUCACUGAGCAUGCAAGUCUAUCUGCAGAGCGACGGAACAUGUCUCUAGUCACCAAUCUCAUGACUGACGGCAUCUUCCAUCAUAAGACAUACGACUUUGAAACAGGUACUAGGGCACACAUGUUCCAGAACAAGUUCAUCGGCCAGGCCAUCCAGAUCGCAUUCUUUGGUAGUUCACGAACAGGCUUAGGGUUUCUCGCACCGGACACUUUCAACCCAAUUCCCAUUCCUACAAUCGCAUUUGUUACAACUGUGAUACACGCGCACCUUCUAGAAUGGAGUACCGGUCGUCGUUUACAUGAGUCAUUCUCAGAGAGCCGCCAUGGCACGCACUACAAGGCCUUCAAGAGCGACCUCGAGAGCUACGCUAGCGGCAACAAUGGGCCGAUUUUCUCCAACAUCCGCAUGCGGAUGUAUGAGAAGGCUUUUCGUGGUGGCGGUGGCAUUGCACUGGACACCCAUACUGUGCGAGUCACAAACGCAGCCAUGGAGAUCGCAAAAGCCGAGCUUGAAGCACGCACAGGGCUGACUGAUAGCGAAGACGAGCUGGAGCAAGGCCACUGA
Messenger RNA from Dichomitus squalens LYAD-421 SS1, 1542 nucleotides. RefSeq lists its product as uncharacterized. The transcript is spliced from 9 exons. The record is from RefSeq and is a predicted model, not a curated record. NCBI's taxonomy places the organism in Eukaryota, Fungi, Basidiomycota, Agaricomycetes, Polyporales, Polyporaceae. Bases 1 to 1542 code for a protein of 513 amino acids.